AUGGAAGCUGAUUUCAAUGCUUUUGCUGAAUCACUAUCAGCUUCCUCCGAAGAAGAUGAUGAUUUUUCUACGGCUGAAAAUAGUUCAGAUGAUUCCGAUGACGCUAGCAGCAGCGCACAGCAGCAACAAAUGAACAAACAGCUCUGCAGCACGAGAAACGCGAUGAACAUAAAUAAUCCUACAAACUUGGUGCAUAAAAUAUACAAUAGGGAGCGUACUGAUAAUUUUCGGGUAGAACGCGGUCAGACCAUGCACAACAACGUGCUUAUGAGCAAGGUGCAAAUAGAUAAGAUUUUGCUCAUGAUAUUGUGCCGAAAUGCUUCUACAAGGACUUCACUAUUAGUACUACUGCAAAAUGUAUUUGUGUAUAUAUAA
Molecule: messenger RNA, 375 nt
Organism: Bactrocera oleae (olive fruit fly)
Lineage: Eukaryota; Metazoa; Arthropoda; Insecta; Diptera; Tephritidae
Source: RefSeq, a predicted model, not a curated record